Seriola dumerili (greater amberjack) is the source of this 2651-nucleotide messenger RNA. RefSeq names its product SUN domain-containing protein 2-like. Lineage: Eukaryota; Metazoa; Chordata; Actinopteri; Carangiformes; Carangidae. Gene Ontology annotation, biological process: nuclear envelope organization. Gene Ontology annotation, molecular function: protein-membrane adaptor activity. The record is from RefSeq and is a predicted model, not a curated record. The coding region runs from base 1 to 2595 and encodes 864 amino acids. Gene Ontology annotation, cellular component: nuclear envelope; meiotic nuclear membrane microtubule tethering complex. The transcript has 18 exons.
AUGCCGUCACUUCACGGCUCCAGCUACUCCUCGGCAGUGUCGGACUUGGAGAAAGAGCAGCAGAUUGCCUCCUUCCUCCAGACCAGAAUCAUGUCCAGACGCAGCCUGCGGCUCGACGACAGCCUGUUGGACCGCGGUCUGCCGCACGCCAGCGCCUCCUUCAGUGUAGGAGGAGGGAGCUGGAGGAGCACCAGGUCUCUGAAGUCUCGUCGUUCUCAGCACCACUCAGUCUCCUGCUCGGACUCUCUCCUCGUGCACACUCCUCGUAAACCGGCCGGCCAGUCGCUCCACAACAGCAGCGUCCACAGCGUGGCCUCGGACGCCUCUCUGCUCUCCUCUCUGCUGGACGAGUCCUCCAUCCACGAGGCCACACUGGUCGACUCAUUCUGGGGUUUGGACAAUAACGUUGAUCCUAAAGAAAGCACCAUCAUAGCGGAGCAGAGCAGCGUCCUGGCAAACAGCACUCUGAUUGGCCCAGACAGCCACUGCGCCAAACACCCGGUGCAGACGCUCAGCCGGGUUUACUGUAAAGACUGUGAGCUGCACUCGGACAGGAAGGAGUCUGUGGCCACUUACCGCUCCUCCUCCGAGUACACCACCACCACGUCCUCCUUGUUGACGGGGCCGCGGCCCUCAGACCACAGAGAGCCUGAAACGUCCACCGUCUACUGCCGAGACCGGGGCCGCAAGAGCAGAACAGAUGUGCUGCAGCUGUGGCUGGACUCGUCAGUGCUGUGUGUCAGGAGCGCUGCAGUCUGCUGUGUCUCUAUACUGACACACACCUGGCAGGUGUGUCAGAGGCUGGCCUCUAAGGUCACAGAGGUCCCUCUACACACUGACAACAAUCAUGGAGUUCAAUCCGGUCACUGUGGAGUCAUGAGCCUCACGGAGUCGACCACGAACCAGGAGGAGCUUCAUCCCAAUGGAUCUCUGUGCCUGUGUUGGUUCGGUCCAGCUGUUCUACAGUCCGUCCUUCCAGCUGUGAACAUCACAGAGUGGAGGACGGCGGUCUCUGACGUCCCCGGUCUGUCCCCCAUGUACAGCUUCAUGUCCGCUCAGAGCCAAUCAGCUGAGGGCGCUGUAGAGGAGUCGAGGGAGGUGCAGCCCUACGUGGAGCCGCUCUACAGUCGACCUCCGGCAGCAGAGACGCCGACAGCGGAGGAGGAAGAGUUGGCCCGGCUCAUUCGUCUGGAGCAGAGUCUGACGGCGCUGUGGGAGCGUGUGGAGGCCGGAGGGCGGCGGGCGGAGCAGAGACACAGGGAGGUUCUCCGGCUGUACACUGACCUCCAGCAGCAGCAGCUGGCCUCUGCUCGGGGCAGGGAGGACGGCGUGGAGCCCUGGCUGAGCGGCCUGCUGGACCAUCAGCUGUCCCAGCUCAGGAGGCAACUGGAUGAGGAGAGACGGCAGAAGGACCAGAUUCGACAGCAGGAUUUGUUGCAGCAGCAGAGUCAAACGUCUCGUCUGCAGCAGCUGGAGCUGCAGCUGCAGGCACUGGCUGCCAAAACAGAGGAGAUGCAGUGGAGACGAGAAGCUGCUCCAACAGCCUCACCUCCACCUGCAACACUUCCAGCUGCCGUCAGUGCCGGCGUGGACCGUCAGUCCCAUGAUGCCUUGCUGGCACAGGUAGCGAGGUUGGAGGCGGCUCUGGGGGAUAUGAGGCAGGAUGUUAAGGGUCUGUCUGGGUUCGAGGACGGCUGUCGACGUCUCAACGGAAUCCAGCAGACGCUCUCAGCGCAGGUCUCCACUCAGGUCCGUGAGGAGGUCCGGGCUCUCGUCUAUGGGAACCAGUUGACGGUGGGGGGCGGGGCAGACGCCAACACCCUCCCACAGUCGCUCCUCCAGUGGCUGUCGCAGCGGUACGUAAGUGGGGCCGACCUGCGGGAGGCGCUGGCCUCUCUGGAGCUCAGGAUCCUGCAGAACAUCAGCCUGCAGCUGGAGCAGCGGCGAAGCGAGGAGGUGGUCAGAGAGGCCGUAAUGCAAACCCCUGGAGCUGCUGGGGCCACCAUAACCCAGGAGGACGUCCAUGUGAUCGUGGAGAACGCUCUGCGGCUGUUUUCUCAGGACCGGACCGGCCUGGCCGACUACGCUCUGGAGUCUGGAGGGGGCAGCAUCCUGAGCACUCGCUGCUCGGAGGCGUAUGAGACGAAGGCCGCUCUGCUCAGUCUGUUCGGAGUUCCUCUUUGGUAUUUCUCUCAGUCUCCUCGAGCAGUAAUCCAGCCGGACAUCCAUCCCGGAAACUGCUGGGCCUUCAGAGGCUCCAAAGGCUUUCUGGUGAUCCGCCUCUCCAUGAGGAUCCUUCCCACCGCCUUCUCCCUGGAGCACAUCCCCAAAGCCCUGGCACCCAGUGGGACGCUGCGCAGCGCCCCCCGACGCUUCGACAUCUACGGUCUGGAUGAUGAGAGCCAGGAGAGAGGGAAGCUGCUGGGCACUUACACCUAUGAUGAGGAUGGAGAGGCUCUGCAGACCUACCCCGUCACUGAGGAGAACGAUGAAAGCUUCCAGAUCAUCGAGGUGCAGGUGUUGUCCAACUGGGGUCACCAGGAGUACACCUGCAUGUACCGCUUCAGAGUACACGGGACGCCCAGCGACGUGUGAGGACGCUGUGCAGACUAAUGUUGGAUUAUUUAAUACACAGUGCGGAGAUGACGGAG